Heteronotia binoei (common prickly gecko) is the source of this 1241-nucleotide messenger RNA. RefSeq names its product RIB43A domain with coiled-coils 1 (gene RIBC1). Bases 70 to 1212 code for a protein of 380 amino acids. Lineage: Eukaryota; Metazoa; Chordata; Lepidosauria; Squamata; Gekkonidae. The record is from RefSeq and is a predicted model, not a curated record. The transcript has 8 exons.
CUCUUUUCCGAAGGGGGGAGGAGACUUACAUGGACCGUCCCGUUGUCAUAGAGACAAGGAGGUGCCGAAAUGCACAAAGUGGACCUCCAGCCGGAUCCCACAGAGGCGACUGCUAUCGAGGCCCGCAGGAACCGCGAGAAACAGAGGCAGAGUCGGAUCUUCAAUGCGCGCUACCGCAAGAUGGGAGUGGAUCUCGAAGGCCUGAAGAGCCAGGUGGAAGAGCGGAAGCUGAGAGAGGAAGCAGAGAAGCGGCGGGACGAAGCUUUCGAUGCGGACCGGGUCCAAUAUGACAAGAUCGCCCAGAUGCUGGAGGAAGAGGAGCAGCAGCGGAAAAAGCGGCUCCACCAGGAGCUGGUGGACUUCCAGCAGCAGAAGCAGCAGCCCCCCACCCGGCGGGAGUGGGACAUCCACGACCCCGAGGCGGUGCGUAAGGGGCACCCAGCCCGCGUGAGCGAUGACGACCCCCGCUGCGGCCCAUCGAGCCUGCAGCGCUUUGCCGGCGAGGAUCUCAACCACGCCGUCAAGCAGAAGCUGCUGAAGGAGAAGAACCGACAGGAGCUGGAGGACCAGCGGGCGGAGCGGGAAAAGGCCCUGGCAGACCGCAAAUACGCAGGCGAAUACCUUGGAGGACAAGAGAGGAUCGAGCUCGACCUGCGGGCCUUGGAGCUGGCUCUCCUGGAGGACGAAUGCCGCAGGGCAAAAGCCAUGGCGAUCGCGGACUUCAACCGAAACCAGGCCGCAGAGGUCGUCGAGAAGCAUCGUCUGGCCCAACAGCGGGAACAGGACGAUAACAACACCGAGAUCUACAACCACCUUACUGGCAACCUGCUGACGGAAAACCCAGACGUGGCCAAAAGCCUGAUCGGGCCACACCGGAUGGUCCCCUACUGCUGGAAGGGGAUGAGUCCCGAGCAACUGGAGGCCAUACGAAGAAUGCAGAAAGAGCAGUGCAAAGAGAACCAGAGGUUGCGGCAGGAACGGCAGCAAUUGGAGGCGGAAUGGGACCGGCAGCGCCACUUGGCCGCCCGGGCCGGCAUGGUGAUGGAGGAGCAGGAGCAGGAUUUCCGCCUGCAGCUGCGGAAGAGCCUGGACGCCUACAACCGGGAGCUGGCAGAAGCACAGAAGACCAACUUACGGUACCUGGAGAAGGAGGUGUACUCCAACCCCCCCACCGCCCAGUACCACCUGCAGUUCAACACCAGCAGUCGCUGAAGGAAGCAAGCGCUAAGAAUCCUUUGCUG